AUGCCAGGCAAAUCACAACUGAUAAUUAUAGAUACAUCUCGGACACUUGCUCUAGAAGAAUCCUUCUUCGACUCUUUUUCUCUAUAUUUCCAAAUGAUACCGGUCAGAGGGAGCGACUGGGAAGCGAAGAUUUUCAUAUGUAAAAGAUGGAAUGUUACAGAUGAAUGGGCAUUACCGGACAUAAAAGACGUCAUGAACGGAGGAAAAGGUGUUUUGCGAGGGAGGAGUUUCGGCUUGAUAGAUGAGUUGUUCGGGUCAUUAGAAUGGGAUAUCACAUAA
Messenger RNA from Kwoniella botswanensis, 279 nucleotides. RefSeq lists its product as uncharacterized. The record is from RefSeq and is a predicted model, not a curated record. NCBI's taxonomy places the organism in Eukaryota, Fungi, Basidiomycota, Tremellomycetes, Tremellales, Cryptococcaceae. The transcript has a single exon. Bases 1 to 279 code for a protein of 92 amino acids.